Molecule: messenger RNA, 2115 nt
Organism: Colletotrichum spaethianum
Lineage: Eukaryota; Fungi; Ascomycota; Sordariomycetes; Glomerellales; Glomerellaceae
Product: ubiquitin-like protein ATG12
Exons: 4
Coding region: 1-2115 (704 amino acids)
Biological process (GO): autophagy of mitochondrion; cellular response to nitrogen starvation; autophagosome assembly
Cellular component (GO): cytoplasm; phagophore assembly site
Molecular function (GO): Atg12 activating enzyme activity; Atg8 activating enzyme activity
Source: RefSeq, a predicted model, not a curated record
AUGGCAGCGAUCCAAUAUGCGCCGUUCUCCUCCGAGAUCGAGCUCCCGUUCUACGCUGCCCUCUUUUCCUCCAAGCUCGAGCAUGACAAACUUGACGACUCGGCACGCCGCGUGCUGGGCCAGUACACGACCCUGCCGGUCGAGCCGGGCCAGAGCUGCAAGAUGUCAAUCCUAGGCAACGCACUUACCAGCGACCAGACUGAUGAGGAGAGCAGGCCCAACGACGAGCAUGUCCGCGCUGAGGGCUGGAUCAAGAACGUCAACACGAUCGAAGACUUCAAGAACACCGACAAGCAAGCUAUGUUGAAGCUUGCAGCAAGACACGUCUGGGACGCCAUCAACGACGGCACCAUCUACUCCGUUCCCUCCCUCCUCUCGUCCUUCACGAUCCUCUCGUACGCCGACCUGAAGAAGUAUAAGUUUACAUACUGGUUCGCAUUUCCAGCACUGCAUUCAGACCCCCAGUGGAAGCGCACAGGCCCGAUCGGCCGCCUUGACCCUAAGGAGAGCACCGCGCUGGUCGACCGCGUGGGCACUUGGCAAGCGAACCGCGACAAGAGGCAGAACGGCUUCUUCCUCGCCAAGAAGGCCCGGGGUGUGGAUGUUAGCGAUUUGGAUAAAGAUGCAAACAGCGAUCUCCACGACCUCAACGACGCUUUUGGCUACGUGUGGGAGGUUGCCAACCUCGGAGACUUCGAGAACGGCUUCUUUGACGAUGUUGCUGAGGAGGACCGAUACGUCGCGUUUGUUGAUCCGUCGACGUACCCCGAGAACCCGUCUUGGCCUUUACGCAACCUGUUGUGGCUUAUCCGACAGCGGUUCCGCCUGACGAAGGUACAGAUCCUGUGCUACCGGGACAUCAGAUCAAGCAGACAUGCAGCUAGAAGCAUCAUCUUGCCUUUGGAGAUGGACCCGGUAGAGCCUCUUGCGGUCUCGGAGAUGCCCAAAGUAACUGGUUGGGAGCGCGAUGGAGAAGGCAAGCUCCGGGCCAGGAUCGCGAACCUCGGCGAGUACAUGGACCCUACACGACUGGCAGACCAAUCCGUGGAUCUGAACCUCAAACUCAUGAAAUGGCGGAUUUCGCCAAACCUGGACCUGGACACAAUCAAGUCCACCAAGUGUCUACUGCUGGGAGCUGGUACGCUCGGCAGCUACGUAUCCAGAAAUCUCAUGGGCUGGGGCGUUCGCAAGAUCACCUUCGUAGAUUACGGACGUGUAUCAUACUCGAAUCCCGUACGCCAGCCACUUUUCGAGUUUGAGGACUGCUUGGAAGGUGGCAGGCACAAAGCGCCGCGGGCUGCCCAGGCCCUGAAGAGGAUUUAUCCCGGUGUCGAGAGCGAAGGCCAUGUUCUUUCCGUUCCCAUGCUGGGCCAUCCCUUCACGGAUGAGGCUAGAAGUAAGGCGGAUUACGACAAGUUGAAGCAGUUAAUCGACGACCACGAUGCCAUCUUCCUUCUGAUGGACAGCCGGGAGUCAAGAUGGCUCCCAAGCGUUUUGGGCAAGGCAGCCGGCAAGAUUGUGCUCAACGCAGCACUCGGGUUCGACUCAUUUGUGGUAAUGCGUCACGGCGCUGAACCCGACAACGCCCAGCCAGAGGAUACAGAGCGGAAGACGCUUGGUUGCUAUUUCUGCAACGACGUUGUCGCCCCGGCUGAUUCCCAAAAGGACCAGACUCUGGACCAGCAAUGCACGGUCACCCGCCCUGGUGUAGCAGCGAUCGCCUCAGCACUGCUCGUCGAGCUUUUCGCAAGUCUUCUCCAGCAUCCUCUCAAACAACACGCACCGGCACCCCAGACAUCGAAUGACGAGAAAGACCCCCUUGACCACGCUUUGGGACUGGUACCCCACACCGUCCGUGGCGCCUUGCACAACUUCAGCAACAAGGUUAUCCGUGGAGAGUCAUACCCGUGCUGCAGCGCUUGUGGUCCCCCGGUUCUGGAGGCAUACCGGAACGACGGCUGGAAGUUCGUAAAGAAGGCGCUGCUGGAGAAGGACUACGUUGCCGAGCUGUCGGGACUUGCUGAGGUACAGCGAGAGGCUGAGAGGCGGGCUGCUUCGAUGGACUGGGAAGAGGAGGAAGAUGGAGCAGAUGAUGGUGAUGGAGAGUUGAUCUGA